Messenger RNA from Theobroma cacao (cacao), 2727 nucleotides. Its product is annotated as Phosphoribulokinase / Uridine kinase family. Gene Ontology annotation, molecular function: ATP binding; kinase activity. Lineage: Eukaryota; Viridiplantae; Streptophyta; Magnoliopsida; Malvales; Malvaceae. The record is from RefSeq and is a predicted model, not a curated record.
UUAUUUAUUUAUUUAAUAAUUUUAAUUGAAAAAAAAUGAAAAAUGGAAAGUACUGGUAGUAUUAAACGGCGCUCUCUUUCAUCUUUUAUGUGAAUCCGUUCUCGACUGAGUUUCUACUUUUUGCAGAUUCUCUAGAAUUCCCAACUUCCCAGAAAAAAGAAAGAAAGAAAAUCCCGGAAAAUCACAUUCUUUUCUAUUCCCGGAAAGGAAACCAGAGAAAUAAAAUAAACAAUCUUUUUUUAAAUGUGUAUGAAGAAACGGUGAACUCGGUGUGACUCAUUUACUAUAAAGCAGAAAAGAAACCGACUCUUGGCGUGACUUGAGGUAGCUGUCAUUUUCAAUGGCUCAAGAUGCUUCUGGUUUUGAAUCACACCAUAAGAAACCAGGUCUCUUAAAAGAUCAAGUACGGCUGGUGAAGCGAAAGGGCUGUGAUCGCCAUGAGAUUGUUCCAAUCCAAGAUCCUUUGUCUUUUGAGAAGGGGUUCUUUAUUGUUAUCCGUGCAUGCCAACUGUUAGCACAGAAAAAUGAUGGAAUAAUAUUAGUAGGAUUAGCAGGUCCUUCUGGAGCAGGGAAGACUGUAUUUACAGAAAAGAUACUCAACUUCAUGCCCAGCAUUGCUAUUAUAUCAAUGGACAAUUAUAAUGAUUCUAGUCGAAUAGUUGAUGGAAACUUUGAUGAUCCACGCUUGACAGAUUAUGAUACAUUGCUCCAGAAUGUUCAUGAUUUAAAGCAAGGGAAGGAAGUCCAAGUUCCAAUCUAUGAUUUCAAGACUAGUUCCCGAACAGGAUACAGGACCCUUGAAGUUCCAAGCUCCCGCAUUGUAAUUAUUGAGGGCAUUUAUGCUUUGAGUGAAAAGUUACGACCUAUGAUGGAUCUUCGAGUAUCUGUUACAGGGGGAGUUCACUUUGACCUUGUUAAACGAGUCUUACGAGACAUACAGCGUGCUGGCCAAGAACCUGAAGAAAUAAUCCAUCAAAUAUCUGAAACUGUAUAUCCAAUGUACAAGGCCUUUAUUGAGCCAGAUCUCCAAACAGCACAUAUAAAAAUCAUUAACAAGUUCAAUCCAUUUACAGGAUUUCAAAGUCCCACUUAUAUUUUAAAGUCAGCAAGGAAGUUUACAGUGGAUCAAAUUAAGAGUGUUGUAUCUGAAGAACAUGCAGAAACAGAGGAGCAGACUUAUGAUAUAUAUCUUCUACCUCCUGGUGAAGAUCCAGAAUCUUGCCAAUCAUAUCUGCGGAUGCGGAAUAAAGAUGGAAAAUACAGUCUCAUGUUUGAGGAAUGGGUGACGGAUAGUCCAUUUGUCAUAUCUCCAAGGAUUACAUUUGAAGUUAGUGUGCGUCUUCUUGGUGGACUAAUGGCCUUGGGUUAUACAAUAGCUGCCAUCCUUAAAAGAAACAGCCAUGUAUUCUCUGAUGAUAGAGUUUGUGUGAAAAUUGAUUGGCUAGAACAGCUAAAUCGUCAAUAUCUUCAGGUGCAAGGAAGAGAUCGCUUAGUUGUAAAAUGUGUUGCAGAGCAGCUUGGUUUGGAAGGUUCAUACAUUCCACGUACCUAUAUUGAACAAAUCCAAUUGGAAAAGCUUGUAAAUGAGGUUAUGGCCCUGCCGGAGGAUUUGAAGACAAAGCUCAGCCUAGAUGAGGAUCUGGUGUCAAGCCCAAAAGAAGCUCUCUUAAGAGCCUCUGCAGAUAGGGUUGCCUCGAGAAAUAAGCACCUCAAAAGUGGUAUGUCACAUUCAUAUUCAACUCAAAGGGAGAAGAAUAUACCCCACUUUGCUGGAUAUAGUGUGAACAACCGGAGGUUUGAUGAGAGAAAUUCAGACUCAGCUCUAGCACACCAGGGAGUCAUUACUCAGCUUUCAGAUCAGAUAUCCUCUCUGAAUGAUAGGAUGGAUGAGUUUACAACCCGGGUCGAAGAGUUGAAUUCCAAGUUAACCAUCAAGAGAAGUAGUUCCAGCCAACAAAACUUGGCUUUUCAAGCGGAUCCUUGCAAUGGCUCUGCUCCAACUUCUUACUUCAUCAAUGGUUUAGGCAAUGGUUCCAUAAUGCCCAAUUCCUCAUCUUCCUCCCAGCUGGCUAAGGAUUCACCUUUAAUCGAAGAGAUAUCCACUGUUGCACGGGGACAACGCCAAAUCAUGCACCAGUUAGACAACCUUAGUAAUCUCCUUCAUGAGAGACUUGGAGAGAGGUCUCAGCAAGCAAGUACAAGAAGGAAAAACAUGGUGGCUGAUGCAGAGCCUAUCAAAGUUCCUCUAGUUCUAACAACAUUGGUAAUUGGCGGCCUAGGAAUCUUCUUAUACAGGGGCUUUUUAACCCGAGACUGAUUCGAACCUCUGGAAUAUUUUUCACGUUUUCUUGUCCUUUUAUAAGAUUUUCUUUUGUCCCUCCAAGUGUUUUUGCAGCAGUACUCUUCUACUCGGGAAAGACAGUCAAAAACUGAUCAUUAAGAGUUAAACUGGGGGCAAACAAAACAAUGCUUUCAAGCUUUCUCUUUGAGGGUUGUAAAAGAAGGGUGCUCUGGCUAAUUUUUUUUUCUUCUAUUUGUUUCACUUUGUGGGGGACUUCCUAGCCAUAUUGGCAAAUGCUAUUUUAGCCAGUUGUGACAUUCUCUAGUUAUAAAUUAAUAGUUAUUUAUAGAGUAAAAUUAUGUAAUCAUUUUCACUUCCAUGUGGAUGAUACGCAUCUCUCUCUUUCAGUCUCAUAUGAAAACAAUUUCUGCUACUUUGGACCUUCA